AUGUCGCGCCAGUUUGAUGUCAAAAACCCGGCCACGGGUGUGGUGGUGGGCAGCUACGUGCAGCAGCAGGCGUGCGAUAUUGCAAAAGCUGUGGCUAGCGCCCGGGCGGCGCAGAAGGUGUGGGCUAAGCUCACGUACAACCAGCGAGCGACGCACUUGAAGAAGAUGAAGACCUUCCUCGCUGCCAACGCCGAGCGGGCCGGCGAGGUGAUUGUGUCUUGCAGUGGUAAGACCCACCAGGAUGCGCUCGUGACGGAGGUCAUUUCAGGCGUCUUGGCGUGCGACUGGUACGCGAAGAAUACCAAGAAGGUCCUGGCGCCACACAAGCUGCCGGUGGGCUCCAUCUUAUUCGCUAACAAGUCAAACACAAUCUACUACGAGCCGGUCGGUGUUGUUGGGAUUAUUUCGCCGUGGAACUACCCCUUCUCCAUCCCGUUUGGGGAGGUACUAAUGGGUCUGAUGGCUGGCAAUGCGGUGCUGCUCAAGGUGGCUACCAACUCUACCCCUGUCGGAUGCUUCAUUGAGGAGGUGGUGCGAGCGGGUGAGUUGCCGGCGGGACUGUUUCAGCACAUCAUUAUCGGCGGCUCCGAGGCCGGUCGGGCGCUGCUUGGAUCUGGUAUCAACAAGCUCUUCUUCACUGGCAGUGUCGGUGUGGGCAAGAAGCUCAUGGCUGAGGCGGCCAAGACGCUGACACCGGUGUCUCUGGAGCUCGGUGGCAACGACCCAAUGGUGGUGCUCAGGGACGCCUCCAUCGAGCGUGCGGUGAACUGCGCUUGCUGGGGUGGCUAUCAAAAUGCUGGCCAGAGCUGCGGCGGAGUGGAGCGCAUCUACGUAGAUGAGUCCAUCUACCCUGAGUUCCUAGACCAGCUGAAGGCAAAGACGAAGGCGCUGCGCCAUGGCGUGGACACCGGCGCCUUUGACGUGGAUAUGGGCUGCAUCACAACAAAGGAUCAGUACGAUGCAAUUGACGCGCAGGUAAAAGAGGCGCUGGCGCAGGGUGCCAAGAUUGAGGCGCAGAGCCAGCCGAGUGCGAACUGCCCGAAGGACGGCCUCUUCUACCCAGCCACGGUCCUCAGCGGCUGCACGCCAACGAUGCGUAUUAUGAAGGAGGAGACCUUCGGACCGAUUCUCCCCGUCGUUCCCUUCAAGACGGAGGAAGAGGGUAUCCAGAUGGCGAACGACUGCACCUUGGCACUUACGAGCAGCGUACACUCUUGCAACAUGAAGCAUGCUAUGAAGGUGGCGAUGCAGCUGGAGAGCGGCGUGGUCACCAUCAACGAUCACCUCUACUCCCACGGAAUGUCGGAGGCGCCGUGGGGUGGGUGGAAGGAGAGCGGAAUCGGCCGUACUCACGGUUACCUGGGACUGAAGGAGAUGGUGAAUGCAAAGUGCAUCAGCUCGGACCUACUUCCCUCUGGCAUGCUUGCCCGCAAUAUCUGGUGGUACCCGUUCACCACCGAGACAGGCGCGGUGCUCCGCCACGUGCUCGCGUUCGUUGCCCCGACUGGCAUUUGCAACAUGCUGUCGAGCCUGUGGUUCAUUAUAACGCACAGCAUGUAUAUGUUCCGUCCGUGGAAGGUGGAUGUCAAGCAAAAGUGA
This is a messenger RNA of Leishmania braziliensis MHOM/BR/75/M2904, 1599 nucleotides long. Its product is annotated as putative aldehyde dehydrogenase. NCBI's taxonomy places the organism in Eukaryota, Euglenozoa, Kinetoplastea, Trypanosomatida, Trypanosomatidae. The record is from RefSeq and is a predicted model, not a curated record. Gene Ontology annotation, molecular function: aldehyde dehydrogenase (NAD+) activity. Bases 1 to 1599 code for a protein of 532 amino acids. Gene Ontology annotation, biological process: aldehyde metabolic process. The transcript has a single exon.